GGUGCUACUGUACCUCCCUGAAACGAGUUUUUGCAGGGUGGGAUGUCUGCAUUUGAGAGCUCAUGUCUUAACCAUGAGGUGACUGAAGCAGUGGGGGUGUAAAGGAGAUGGUUUACUCGCACCGAGUCUAAUUUGGUCUUCUUGAGGGGUGUGGCAUUGAUGAGACCGGUGUCACGCUAUAGCCGUGGGGAGACUCCUGCAAUCGGCUGGUUGGUUCACUUAUCAAAGUGGAAAACUCCUUCUUUGUGUCACACCCAGAAGUCUCGCUCCGAAGUUUGGUGCGGAUGCCACUACAGAACCGGCACACGUGCGUUAUAGAAGAGUGAAGAUUGGAAAUCAGACUGUCCUCCCAAAAAUCUCAUUGUUUAUCAUUCGAUGGGGAUUCCUAAACUUGCAACGUUAUUCGCAGUUUCAGGUUAUCUGAACCUGAUGCUCUCACUGGUGUUGAUGGAAGCUUCACAUGUAGAUGAUUGUACAGAAUGGGAGUAUACACAUAAUGGUUGGUGCUGUCCAUCAUGUGAAGCAGGUAUGAGAGUAUCUGAACACUGCACUCGUCAGUUCAGCACACAGUGUGAACAAUGCCCAGAUGGGGAAUACUCUGACCGUUACACUGGAUCGGACAAGUGCUUGGAGUGUAAACCAUGUGAUCAAGAGCUGGGACUUCAAACUAAAGAAAACUGUACUGCCACUCGCAAUACGAUAUGUGAGCCCAGGGAAGGGUAUUAUUGCAUUGACAGCUGUCAGAUGGCCGGAAAGCACACCGAAUGCCCGCCUGGUGAAGGAGUUAAAGAGAAAGGAACACCUUUCAAUGAUACUGUGUGUGAGAAAUGUCCUCAUGGAACAUUUUCAAGCGAAGCUUCAACAACUGAAGAAUGUAAGAACUGGACAGUAUGUGAAACACUCAAACUUAAACAGGUCGAACCAGGGAGCGCUGAAGCUGACGUGAAGUGUAAAGCAGAGCACAACGGGAUAGGUACCAUUCAUGUUGUUGUGACUGUUGCUUUCAUCGGAAUUUUUCUUGGUAUCGUGGCAUAUGUUUUGUGGAGGAAACACAAAUGUAAACAAGGUAACCGGAACAUUCUAGGCACCAGUAUGACCAAAAAUGGACUACAAUUGGAAUCCAUCUGAUGUAAAUAUAACCUGUAAUAAAGGUGGGGGGCAUCUUUUGAAGACACUGACAUGGAGUUACACUCUGACUUCUGUUCUUUGCGGGAAUGGGACCUGCUCUCAGGGCCUCACGACCGGCCGCUUUUUGAUAUCCCAAGGAUGCGGCCUGGUAAAGCAACACGCCUUCAGGGUUCCGGGAAUGUGAUGAUUCCAGUCCAGUGCCCCUGACUGAAGCAUAGCGGGGGAAUACGGAACAUAGGGAGCAGCUGGUUAGCUGCUGGGGGCUGUAUGUCUGGAGAGUUGUACAAGUGCAGAGCUUGGAAAAAGCGACGCAAGACUUUUAACAUCCUAAAUCAGCAAAUUGUUUGUUACGUCUCCCCUCUUGCUGUGAAAUGGGGACACCUCUUUUUCCCGUAUUAGGGAGAGAGAGAGCCUGUGGUAUGUCGAAUUGACCGGGCGAACAAGAAGUUUUGGGGUACUGCAAGUCUGUGUCUUUAUUGAUGCUUUGCUGCAUCAAUACAAGUGCUUGGUGGAGGGUGCUGAUGCUUUUUUGCUGGUGGGGGGGGGGUCUUGUACAUCUUUUUAAAUUUUUUUUAUUCUUUCUUCUCUUCAAAUAUUUGUAUAUUUGUACACUGGUAAUGCUACUCUGACACUGUAAUUUCCUUUGGGAUCAAUAAAGUCUAUCUAUCUGUCUACUCUCUCUCUCUCUCUCUCAUUUUCAACAUCCAGGCAGACAUUCCUAUCUCCCAGCCCAACAUCACCCCUCCUCAUCAUGACUUGAACUUUAAUGGGAUCUGGUUGCCAAUGUUAUAUAACUAUAUGUUAUAAUUAUGUGGUUUUUGUCAGUUAGUCUUUUAUCAAUUAUGGUAUUCUCUGCACUGUUGUAACUAAAUGUUUACUAUAACUAAGUGGUUUUGUGUAGGUUUUUGGUUUGUUGGGUGGUAGAGCUGGUCUCUUGACUUGGUGUGUCUGGGUAGUCUUGUUUUGUCUGAUGGGUUUGGAGUUCCUUUCUGGGGAACGUGCUAAGAUGGUAGCGCGAUAUUGAUACGCAGCAGCCUCUCCGGACUCUGGACUGGGGAUUACCAAACGUUAUGUGGUUUUUCUUGUGUGGUCUGUUUUUCGCGUGCUUUUUUGUGAUACCAUUCCGUAGGACAUUGUCUCAUUUUUUAACUGCAUUGUAUGUGUGGUUUCUAAUUGACAAUAAACGGAAUCUGAAUCUGAAUUAGCUCGGUA
Hypanus sabinus (Atlantic stingray) is the source of this 2340-nucleotide messenger RNA. RefSeq names its product tumor necrosis factor receptor superfamily member 5-like. The transcript has 10 exons. The record is from RefSeq and is a predicted model, not a curated record. Gene Ontology annotation, cellular component: external side of plasma membrane; membrane. NCBI's taxonomy places the organism in Eukaryota, Metazoa, Chordata, Chondrichthyes, Myliobatiformes, Dasyatidae. The coding region runs from base 376 to 1128 and encodes 250 amino acids. Gene Ontology annotation, biological process: apoptotic process; positive regulation of cytokine production involved in immune response; defense response to Gram-negative bacterium. Gene Ontology annotation, molecular function: protein binding; transmembrane signaling receptor activity.